UCCAUCAGUUUUCAUCAUGUCGAUUUUUCUUCAUUUUGAUAUGCUUCGCUUGCCAUACUUUGACGUAUUACGUAAACGACGCUGACAGACCGGAUAGCAAGCUAUGGGUCAAAGUCAGAGUGGAGGACAUGGACCCGGGGGAGGAAAAAAAGACGACAAGGAUAAGAAAAAGAAAUAUGAACCACCAAUCCCCACCAGGGUUGGGAAGAGGAAGAAAAAGAGCAAGGGACCUGAUGCUGCCAGCAAGCUACCUCUUGUAACUCCACAUACACACUGCAGGCUGAAGCUGCUGAAGCAGGAGCGGAUCAAAGACUACCUGCUGAUGGAGGAGGAGUUCAUCAGGAACCAGGAACAGAUGAAGCCCCUUGAGGAGAAACAAGAGGAGGAGAGGUCUAAGGUAGAUGAUCUGAGAGGAACCCCCAUGUCAGUGGGGAACCUGGAAGAGAUCAUCGAUGACAACCACGCCAUCGUUUCUACGUCUGUGGGCUCUGAGCACUAUGUCAGCAUCCUCUCCUUUGUAGACAAGGACCUGCUGGAGCCGGGCUGUUCCGUCCUUCUCAACCACAAGGUCCAUGCCGUCAUUGGGGUCCUAAUGGAUGACACUGAUCCUCUUGUGACAGUGAUGAAGGUGGAGAAGGCCCCACAGGAGACGUACGCUGACAUUGGUGGACUGGAUAACCAGAUCCAGGAAAUUAAGGAGUCUGUGGAGCUCCCUCUGACCCAUCCGGAGUACUAUGAAGAGAUGGGCAUCAAACCUCCUAAAGGAGUCAUUUUGUAUGGCGCACCAGGGACCGGGAAAACCCUACUGGCCAAGGCGGUGGCUAACCAGACGUCCGCAACUUUCCUGCGUGUGGUGGGCUCUGAGCUGAUCCAGAAGUACCUGGGGGAUGGGCCUAAGCUGGUCCGAGAGCUGUUCAGGGUGGCCGAGGAACACGCACCCUCCAUUGUCUUCAUCGAUGAGAUCGAUGCCAUCGGGACUAAAAGGUAUGACUCUAACUCAGGAGGAGAGCGGGAGAUCCAGAGGACUUUGCUGGAGCUGCUUAACCAGCUGGAUGGCUUUGAUUCCAGAGGCGAUGUCAAGGUCAUUAUGGCCACCAACAGGAUAGAGACCCUGGACCCCGCACUCAUCAGACCAGGCCGUAUUGACCGUAAAAUAGAGUUCCCCCUGCCGGAUGAGAAGACCAAACGAAGGAUCUUCCAGAUCCACACCAGCAGGAUGACUGUGGCAGACGAUGUGACCCUGGACGAACUGAUCCUGGCCAAGGAUGACCUCUCCGGAGCUGACAUCAAGGCCAUUUGUACAGAGGCAGGGCUGAUGGCUCUGAGAGAGCGCAGGAUGAAGGUGACGAACGAGGACUUUAAGAAGUCGAAGGAGAACGUGUUGUAUAAGAAACAGGAAGGGACACCAGAGGGACUAUACCUCUAACAGGGGCGGAACGCACUUCAGAAAUGUCCUGUUCUUUCACUUACUGCUUCAAAACUGUUAUUACCUAGUAAAACCUUUCAUACAUGUUCAUUGUAUAGUUUGGACUAGAUGUAGCCAGCUGUUUGGUAUUCAAUUCUGCAGCUGUUAAAGUAAGUUGGCUUUCUGAACAAAUGAACAAUCUUAGGUUAUGGUAAUAGACCAUAAUACAAGUAUCACCUCUUGAAGUAAAUAAACAAUUUGAAACAAUUCAGAUUUUUAUUUCAAAUAAAGUACGUAUUGAUUUUUUUUUU
Messenger RNA from Oncorhynchus mykiss (rainbow trout), 1716 nucleotides. RefSeq names its product 26S proteasome regulatory subunit 4. NCBI's taxonomy places the organism in Eukaryota, Metazoa, Chordata, Actinopteri, Salmoniformes, Salmonidae. The record is from RefSeq and is a predicted model, not a curated record. Gene Ontology annotation, molecular function: ATP binding; ATP hydrolysis activity.